ACUGCCAGAGGCGAAAGGAACGGCGGAGCUCUUCUUGAUCGUCGUCUUCUCUCCGCCAUUGGUGCGGGCUGCGGAUGCUCCUCUGCUCCGUUACGGUGAGGAUCCACUUCUCAUGCCGGAAUCUGCAGGCUUCCAUCGCUAGCUUUUACCUGAAACCCAAGCCCCAUUUCCGAAUUCAAGUGGCUGGAAACCUGCAAUGAGGUUCUAUUUCUAUGAUUCUGCCUGGCUUCAAUGGGAUGAUUGAUUGGGGGGCUCCGUUUACCCUCAGUUGUCCAAUCAAUUGGUGGUGGCUGCGGGUCCGGUCGAGAGGAAUCGAUCUCGGGAGUUGAAUUUGGUCUACAUAGUUGGAAUAUACUGAUUACUUGACUGUGCCAUUUGAAAAGGGGUGUCCUGUGAUGCGGGAGAUAAUCGAACUCGGGUUUCGACCUUACCCUAUCACACAAUGAACAUCCUAUAUGUGAGGGCUGCAUUCUUCUGAGAAUAAAAUUUCUGAAGCUGUGAAGAUAAUUGGUGAAGUAUUAGAGGCUGCCAAUGAUCGAACAUGGAAUUCACCCCGAUUCCUCCACCUACAACGCCUUGGUAAAAUGGUUUACGCCGGCACUCAACAUGAAAAUGUCGGUGAGAAUUCCAGUAUGCAUUGUAUGUGCGGUUUUUAUCGAUGCAAAGAGGCUGAGAAACUAUCAUCUGCAUUUGAAACAGACCGGAAAAUGUUCCGGUGGAUGCGCUCUGUAACUAGGGAAUGGUUCACGAAGUGGAAAGUUGUACUCGACUAGGAGUCAUGAGCCAUAAGGAGAUGGAGCCUAAUGUCUUUGUGUACAAGUCAUCAUCGGGUGGCUACUCCAAACUGCAUGGUUGAUGCUAAUAGAUCGUAUGAGUUGAUGGCUGGGAGGGGUUUGUCACUUGAUGUUGCCACCUACGACCUAUUGAUUCGGGGGUACUGCAAAGUUGAAAAGAUUGCUGAAGCAUUGAUCCUACGGGAAAAAAUAUCCGAAGCAGUUCUGAUUGAUGGCUCGGAGAGUGCCGGGAAACUCCAAUAUGUGGAAGAGCUCUUUUGUUCUUCUAGUGAAAAGGGACUUCAACCUGAUGUUUGGACGUUUAAUUCACUGAUUAAAGGUUUCGUAUGAAAGAUGCAUUCCAGAUGGUGUCUCUUACCAUGUCCCAAUUACCAGACUUCUGAGAAUCAGUGAAAAGUUAAGAGCUCGUGCAAAUUUUUCGGUAGGUGGUUGGAGAGGGCAUCUCCCGGUAUAUAUCGACUGGGAAGUUGCUAAGAGGUGUACUUUAUUUGAUGCAUCACACCUAAGAUGAAAAGCUGGAGGAUCAAAGAUGUUACUCAUGCAAUGACAUUGUUUCAACCAGUCGAGGAUGAAGAUCACACGCAAACUAAAGUUCCCGGUGUCCCCAUCGAUGUCCAGUGAGCUCCUUGAAGAAAUGGGAGAGGCGAUUGUGCGACUCAGAAUUACUAAUAUGCGUUAUAAUCGGAGCGUCGAUCGAGUCAUUAGAGUGUUUUCACGGAAUGAGUUUACGGUAUCUGCACCCUCAUGAAUGCAGUAUUGCUUGAGAUAAACACCUUUGUGCCAUCAACGUCUUCGUGAUGUCGAAAUACUAACUAUGAUCAUCGACAAAGCUUUAUCCAAUCUAUCGACGGUCUCGGACUGAAUAACGAACCGAACAAUUUCUGAUCCAACGCUUCCACAACAAUUGGAAGAGAAAUUUGUUGUCGACAAACGUUGUGGUUAUAACGACAUCAGAAGCUAACUUCCAAAACUGCCUGAGCCUCAAAAAAAUCGCGGCGACUGGCUGAAACUGAAGACUGAAGAAGAAAAGAAAGAGCUUCAGCUUCUGCCUUCUGCAACAAAAAUGGCGUCCCUUCUUUCCUCUCAUCUCCUGGCCAAUCUCUCUUCAUCUUCCCCACUUCUCUUCCACCCAUAUCCCCAUUUUGCCUCUAAUGUCGUCUCGAUUAAACAUGUCCCUCGUAGCAGGAAACCCAACUUGUCUAAAUCCCUCACUGUCCCAUUUGCAGUAACGGAAUCGGAUUCUCCGAAAUUCAUUGAACCCAACUCCCAGACCCUUCUUCAAGAACUAGCUAAAAGUUUUGAUCUUCCUUCAGACUACUUUGCGCAGUUGCCUCGCGACAUUCGGUUAGAUCUUAAUGAUGCUGCUUUUGAUCUUUCGAAGGGACCUGUGAUCGACGAGUGUGGUGAGGAGCUGGGAAAUAUACUGCUGAACUUAUCCAGAGCAUGGGAGAAGGCAGAUACGUCAACUUCUCGAGCUCUAGCAGGCAAGCUCCCUCUACUGGAGAGCUCUCUAACAAACAACUCUAAAUCAGCAUUUGGCAGGCGUUUAGUGUCUGCUGGAAGGAAGUUUCAGUCCAUGGGACAGUACGGGGAAGGUGAACUCGCAACGAUUGCGAAGGUGAUGAUUGCAGCAGGGAAGAGCUUGACUUCAGUCCCAGUAUCCGAUACACCAACUGAAAAACCCAACGUCGAAGCUCGAAUGUUCAAGUUUGGAGAACUCCAGGUUGAAAUUACUUCAGAUAAAGCCAACAUUGGAGCUGCAAUCAGUUUGGCAUUCGGGGCUCUUUCAUGGGGUCUUACUCAGGGCAUCCAAAACAUUCCAGAAAGCUCCUUGCAGUAUGCAAAUGAUAAUGCCUUGCUACUUGCAAAGUCUUUAAGGGGUGCCCUCCUUGCACUUGGAUACUCAUCUACCUUAUUAUCUGGAUUUACAUCUGUCGGUCUUCUUUUGCUCGGACAGCAACUCAAGUCUGAGAGGAAGUGAGCUUCUCCCCUGAUGAGUGUAAAGGAUCUUGAGGUAUUGAUUCUCGUCGGUAGAAAGUCACCGGAUUGUACAGAAUCUUUGUGAUUAUUUACGAUAGUGUCUUUAACGGUAUAGGAGAGUCCAUCUGGCAACCCGACUAUGUGGAGUAUACCGCUGUUUCUCAAACAAUGUUGAGAAAACCCGGGAUUCUUGAACUUGUCAAGCAAACAGUAUGAUAGACAUCAUCUUCCCUGCAGAUUUAACAUUCUGUGGACCGCUACAUGAUUCUCCGUGAAUUUUUUAGUGCAUCUCAGUGACAUUGAGCAUUGAACAUUUCCUUAAUGUAGUUUAGUGUCAUGUUACGUACGAGCUUUCGGCAUCAUAUCAUGGGUUGGUUCAUUGUAGCUGUCCGCUGUUUAAUUACAAUCGGAUAGACCCUCAUGUAAUACUUUACUCUGCUGACAACUUCAUAACUUGAAUAUUCUAUCAGAUUCCCUGCUCA
Messenger RNA from Punica granatum (pomegranate), 3256 nucleotides. The record is from RefSeq and is a predicted model, not a curated record. Lineage: Eukaryota; Viridiplantae; Streptophyta; Magnoliopsida; Myrtales; Lythraceae.